CCAAGACAACAAACAGAAGCGAAAGCGAGAGGGGCUCGUUCAGGUUGUUCAUCGACAACAAGGGAAGCACGAUGAUCUCUCGGCGUCGUCAUGGCCUCUGCAUUGGGAUCAUUGCCACGCUGCUGCUGCUGUUCCUGCUCGGCUGCAGCGCUGCGAGGACCGUCAACUCCGUCUCGGCGUUCGUUCAGAAUGCUGUCUACUCCAACAAGAUCACCAUCUUCUCCAAAUCAUAUUGCCCGUACUCUGUUCGCGCCAAGCGUGUUUUUGCUGAACUGCAUGAGAGACCAUUCAUUGUGGAAUUAGAUCAACGAGAUGAUGGUCAUGAAAUACAAAGUGUUCUUCUUGAUCUAGUGGGCAAACGUACAGUGCCACAAGUUUUUGUUAAUGGACAGCAUGUCGGAGGCUCAGAUGAUACGCUGAAAGCUAUGGCGAACGGGCAGCUUCACAAAAUUCUUGGCAGAAAUUAACAAUCACUCUUCUAAAGAGAAGAUCUAUCACUAAAUUUGAUGAAUUUGUGGUGCAAACAGCCAUGAUUUUUAGUAAAUUUUAUUAUAAGGUAGCUAAGCAUGAUUCUUUGUUUUCAUGUACAUUGUUGAUGAACAAUUUAUGCUUUACAUGCCAAGCAUUAAUGUAACUAAACAUGCUAAGGUUGUAUGUUGUUAGUCUCUUUGUUGCAUCAAUUAAAAAGGACAUUUAAAUUUAAGGGUUAUUUCUCA
Messenger RNA from Dioscorea cayenensis subsp. rotundata (Guinea yam), 716 nucleotides. RefSeq names its product monothiol glutaredoxin-S6. NCBI's taxonomy places the organism in Eukaryota, Viridiplantae, Streptophyta, Magnoliopsida, Dioscoreales, Dioscoreaceae. Gene Ontology annotation, biological process: cellular response to oxidative stress. The record is from RefSeq and is a predicted model, not a curated record. The transcript has 4 exons. The coding region runs from base 72 to 467 and encodes 131 amino acids. Gene Ontology annotation, molecular function: glutathione disulfide oxidoreductase activity. Gene Ontology annotation, cellular component: cytoplasm.